Chelonus insularis is the source of this 1653-nucleotide messenger RNA. It is a transcript of the gene Galphai, whose product is annotated as G protein alpha i subunit. Gene Ontology annotation, molecular function: G protein-coupled receptor binding; G-protein beta/gamma-subunit complex binding; GTPase activity. The record is from RefSeq and is a predicted model, not a curated record. The transcript is spliced from 4 exons. The coding region runs from base 392 to 1462 and encodes 356 amino acids. Gene Ontology annotation, cellular component: heterotrimeric G-protein complex. Gene Ontology annotation, biological process: adenylate cyclase-modulating G protein-coupled receptor signaling pathway. NCBI's taxonomy places the organism in Eukaryota, Metazoa, Arthropoda, Insecta, Hymenoptera, Braconidae.
CACCGCUCGAAUUUUGCAGAGAAUCUAUGGCAAAGUGGAUAUACAUGGGAUCGCGUCGGCGCAAGCAAAAGCAAAGCAAACAAUUAAUCGUGGGCGCGUCAAAUUCGCAACUUUGAAUCAGUGUAUAUUUUUAUCAGUGAAAAACAGUGAAGAAUAAUUCAGUUGAAAAUAUCACAAAUAUUUUAAAAAAUUGACAAUCUUCAUUGUGUUUGCUAACGUCCUGUAAAUUGAAGGGACUCACGACGGUGUCGUGACGCGUGCAUGAAACACUGCUUGAAGGAACAAGCGGGCGGUUCCCACAUUUAAGCAACAAGUGUCAGCGAAAAAUAAUUCAAAAAAUUGUGUUAAACAAUUAAUCAAGAUUUAGCAUAAACAAAAAUCAAUCAUCAGGAUGGGGUGCGCCUUCAGCACCACAGGUGAAAAAGCUGCUGUUGAGCGCUCAAAGAAGAUCGACAAGGACUUACGAGCUGAUGGCGAACGAGCUGCUAGUGAGGUCAAGCUUCUUUUGCUUGGUGCGGGAGAAUCUGGAAAAUCUACAAUAGUGAAACAAAUGAAAAUAAUUCAUGAGACUGGCUACAGUAGAGAAGAAUGUGAACAGUAUAAACCGGUUGUGUAUAGCAAUACAAUUCAAAGUUUAAUAGCAAUAAUUCGAGCUAUGGGUCAACUUGGCAUUGAUUUUGCAGAUCCAAAAAAAGCGGAAAUCGCGCGACAAUUUUUUACUCUAGCUUCCGCGGCAGAAGAGGGUGAACUCACUGGGGAACUUGUUCUAUUAAUGAAGAGAUUAUGGCAAGAUGCAGGAGUACAACACUGUUUCACUCGGAGUCGUGAAUACCAACUAAACGAUUCUGCAGCAUAUUAUUUAAAUGCUUUAGACCGCAUAUCUCAACCAAAUUAUAUUCCCACACAACAGGACGUUCUCAGGACACGUGUCAAAACUACUGGAAUUGUUGAAACAUAUUUCUCAUUUAAAGGAUUACAUUUUAAAAUGUUUGAUGUAGGUGGUCAACGUUCAGAAAGGAAAAAAUGGAUCCACUGUUUUGAAGGUGUUACUGCGAUAAUAUUCUGUGUCGCCUUAAGUGGUUAUGAUCUUGUUUUGGCUGAAGAUGAAGAAAUGAAUAGGAUGAUCGAGUCUAUGAAGCUAUUUGAUUCAAUUUGUAACAGUAAAUGGUUCGUAGAUACGUCAAUAAUUCUUUUCUUAAAUAAGAAGGAUCUAUUUGAAGAAAAAAUUGCCAAAAGUCCGUUAUCAAUUUGUUUCCCGGAAUAUAAAGGUGGUAAUACGUAUGAGGAGUGUGCCUCAUAUAUUCAGAUGAAAUUCGAAAAUUUAAAUAAAAGAAAAGAUCAAAAACAGAUUUAUACACAUUUUACAUGUGCCACUGACACGUCGAAUAUUCAAUUUGUAUUUGAUGCCGUGACUGAUGUUAUAAUUAAGAACAAUUUAAGCAACUGUGGACUGCUUAGUUGAACAUCGAUAGUAAUGGUGAUAAAUUGUCACAUUUAAUUGAAUAUUUGUAAUACAUAGAUUAUUAUUAAUCCUUAUCCAAAGUCAUUAAAAUUUAUUUUGGCAAUUUGAUAAGGUUAUUGCCAAUAUGCACAAAAUUUUUCUGUCAGAAAAAUAAUUUUAAAAAAUCAUCUAAGAAUUUUUUUAAAAUUUAU